UACUUGACGGAAUAUUGCAAAUAGUUCUUCUCCAUUGUUCACGCGAUCAGUUGUUUAACAGUUAAUAUUAUUUCGUAAAAACUCAAACAUUAUUUUCAUAAGUAAUCCAACCCCUUAAAAUGACAACAAAGGAUAAUGCUCCGUGUUUCGCAUCGACAGGACAGUUUCCGGAAAGCUUUUUGUUCGGCGCAUCAACCGGAGCAUAUCAAGUCGAAGGAGCUUGGAACGAGGGCAAACCACCGACUAUCUGGGAUGAUUAUUUCCAUAAAAAUCAGGCAAAACUGAAGUUCAGAUACUUUUUAAACAUGCCAGAGCAUGUUUUCGAAAAUCUUAAGCAGAAGGACAUCGAACCGAGAUUAGUAGAUAUGUACAAAGGGAUGGCCAUAUACGAAGUACCGUCGAGCGCUGUGGAAGACGAAGCACAAUUCAAUUUCAACGGAGAUAUAGCUGCGGACUCGUACCACAAAACAGACGUCGACGUCCAACUACUCAAAGAAUUGGGUGUUAAAGUUUACCGCUUUACCAUUGCUCAAACAAGAAUUAUUCCGGAAGUGUACGACCACUUACCGGGACAUGCUGGAAUAAAAUAUUACAAUAGUCUAAUUGACAAAUUAUUGGAAAACGGAAUAACACCAGUGGUUAAUCUGCACCAUUACGACAUGGGAUCAAAUUAUAUCAUUUUAGGAGGGCUGACCAAUCAUACAUUGUACACGUUCUUCGAAAAUUACGCCAGACUUUGCUUUGAAUCUUUUGGGGACCGAGUGAAACAUUGGGUAGUGUCUUCUGACAUUUGGUUUUCCGCUGAAGGAUACAGUUCCGAACAUAUCCCUCCUGGCUACAAAGAAAAUUCAUUCAGCGGAUAUUCCGAUUAUAAAACAAUACAUAACUGUAUAGUUUCAAUGGCUAAAAUAUAUAAAAUGUACAACACAGAUUUCAAAGAAAAACAAAAAGGGCAACUAGGUUACUGCGUUGACACAAUGUGGUUUUAUCCACAAGAUCCAAACAAUCCGGAACAUCAAAAGUGCGCUGAACGUGCACGAAAAUUAACGUUUGGUGCUCUUAUGGAUGUCUACAUUACCGGUCAAUACUCGAACGAGAUGUUGGAGAGCGUCAAGGCGACUAACGAACGGGAAGGAAUACGGGUUGAUCGUAUUAAACAAUUUACAGCGCAAGAACAAGAAUUAAUUAAAGGUUCGUUUGAUUUUGUAAUGGUCAACUAUUUCUCCAGCGUAAAAGUUCGACCAAUGACCUCUGAGGAACGAGACACAGAACCCAAUCGUAAGAGAAGGGAUCGAGGAUAUUACAUAGAUGUUGACAGCAUAACACCAACUGAUGUUUACGAAGGCUUUUUGAAUUGCUUGAGAUGGACUAAGGAAAAUAUGAAUAAUCCAAGGAUUAUCAUAGGUGAAAAUGGUUUUCCCGAGGAACAAGAUAUAGAUGACAGCGAAAAAAAAAUUGCUUAUCACCAAGGGAUCUUAACUAAAUUACUUGAAGCUCUGGAUGAAAAUAUAAAUGUGUUUGGAUACUGUGUUUGGUCAUUUAUAGACGGUUUAGAAUUUUGUUUUGGUUAUUGGAAGAAAUUUGGAAUUUAUGCAGUGGAUUUCAAUGAUGAAUCGAGACCACGUUCGAAAAAAAGAAGUUUUCCGUUUUUCAACCAAUUGUUUACAACCAAGAAAUUGCCAAUGGAUAUUUCAAUAAAUUGAUAAUUGAGAUUUUGAUAGUA
Molecule: messenger RNA, 1723 nt
Organism: Sipha flava (yellow sugarcane aphid)
Lineage: Eukaryota; Metazoa; Arthropoda; Insecta; Hemiptera; Aphididae
Product: myrosinase 1-like
Exons: 12
Coding region: 120-1703 (527 amino acids)
Biological process (GO): carbohydrate metabolic process
Molecular function (GO): beta-glucosidase activity
Source: RefSeq, a predicted model, not a curated record